AUGGGAGAUCUUUUUUCCUUAUUUUGGGAGGUGGAUCCUCCCUCUCUGCCUUUAAGUCUUCCCAUCCCUAAUCAGGACUAUGAAUACCAGAAGGAUGACUCUUGUGGCGCAAUAGGGAAUUUCCUGUUUUGGUAUUUUAUCAUUAUAUUGGUCCUGAUUGUCUUCUCUCGGGCUUCUGUCUGGGUGUCCGAGAGGAGCAAGGAAGAAGACACGGGGUCAAGCACUUCAGUAAGUAAAGGAAGCAAAGAAAGUUCCCAAAGGCGGCCAAACAAUGAUGGUGCCUGUGAUGCCUCAGAAAUGAUGAAAAAAUCCAAGUUGAGCCAAUUUACUGCUGUCACUGACUCCGAAGUGGCUUUCGUCAAUGCCUAUCUUGAACAAAGGCGAGCCAGACUCCAGACUCAGUUCAGCCAGGUGAAUCUUGCCCAGAACAACAGAGACACUACUGAGUGUGACACUGACAUAUCUAACUCGGGUGUCUCUUCAUGGAAGGAGAGUGAGAGUGAGCACCCCCCAUCACCUGCUGGGUUCAAGAAGAGAAAGCUGGCUCCGAGAAGAAGGAAUCUGGGAAAUCACCAAAUCAAGGAACGACCCUGCCUCCACUGCAAAGCCAUGAGAACCAAUGAAUGGCUAACACGCCAUUUCCAUCAAAGUGCUUCAGCCACAGCCCAAAUGAAAGGAGAUAUUCAAGAGGAAAAUACUAUACCUGACAUCAGCACACAAUUAAGCAAAAUUUGA
Messenger RNA from Sorex araneus (European shrew), 735 nucleotides. It is a transcript of the gene SSMEM1, whose product is annotated as serine rich single-pass membrane protein 1. The coding region runs from base 1 to 735 and encodes 244 amino acids. NCBI's taxonomy places the organism in Eukaryota, Metazoa, Chordata, Mammalia, Eulipotyphla, Soricidae. The record is from RefSeq and is a predicted model, not a curated record. The transcript is spliced from 3 exons.